CCAAACCAGAGAGAGAUUGUAGAAGAGGCGAAAUGGUUCAGUUGUGUUUCGUUCUGGAUCUGCGGAGCUUGGCACCUCCAUUGCUGAGAGACAUAAAGCAGUCGCUGCUUCAACUCGCUAAUUUUUACGCCAUUUCGAGUUCGUCCAAGUCGCACGUGCGUAAAUCGGCCACGCUAGGCGAUAAGAUCGGCUUGUGCUACGUCUUCAAGAAUCGUUUAUCUUCUUCUAAUGAGUUGAUGAUCGCGUACAAUCCCGUAGGAAACUUCAUCCUACGUGAUUUCCACCAUGCUGUUAACAACUUGCCAUACGAUGCUUUUCAGCCUGAUAUUGAUAACAUUUCAGAUUCAAUGAUUUCAAAUGUUUUGAGUGAUCGAGUGUUGUAUUCGUGGCAAGGCAAAGAUAUAGAGAGAAAAGUAAUUGUCAUAACUUCGACCUUGCCUGAAGAUGUGGACUCUGUAGUGCAGAAGAAUCUAAUGGAUGCUGCAGAUAAAUGUGUAUCGGUUGAUUUUGCUGUAUUUCAGCAGAAGUCAAGCCAUCUGACAGAUACACGUGAAAACAUCAAUAAUUUUCGUCGUUGCAUUUCUCAUCUUGAUAAUUGCUCUGUUCAGACCUAUAUCCCAGAUUCAAGAGUAUUCCACGGCCUUGUUAAAAAAUGGCUGCAGAUUUUGAAAGAUGACAUGGAGGAGCCGCUGUUAGCUCGCCUCAUCUUCAAGGACAAUCUUUUUGAAUCUGUGAACCAUAUAUUCUGCAACCUGUUUUCACCAGUAUAUCCGAUAACCAACAACUUCAGACAGUGUCGGACAUGCAGAUGCCACGGUAUUCCUUUAGCGGAUGCUGAAAAAAAUUUCAGCAGACUUUCGUGUUCCGUUACUGGCUGCAAUCUGGAAGCAUUCGAUGUUAUUGAAAAUUCUGUUCAAGUUGGGGAAAAAACUAUUCUGUUUCUUCCUUCAUUCUAUAAUUCCCUGAAGCUCCAGCAAAUCACUUCACCAAUCAACAUUAAUGUAACUGAGAGGAUAAAUUUGGCAUCGGUUGAUGAAGGUCUUAUAAUCGGGGCCUCAUUUGUUGUGGUAUCAUACUCUUAUCAUGUGAUUGAAACCACUUCAGAUGAUACUGAUCAGUCUGAAGUGAAUGUUCAACUUUUUCGAGGCCUUUCCAGCUUUCUACACUCCAUGAACCAAGGUUUGAUAUGCUCUUCAAAUUAUGAUUUGGAAACAAUGGCAGAGGCUCCAUGUCAUUGCUAUUAUAUUCUGCAGCCAUCAGAUUCAGGACCAAUGCUUAUGAGGCGUCUAGCAGGGGCAGAAGAAGUCCUAGGAGUUCCUGACAAUCGAUCUGUUGAUUCAUCAAUCAAUAAGGAAAUUGCGAACUCUGUUCAAGCCUGUCUGCUAAAGAUUGAUCUAACGGACUAUGACCCAUUGCUGCAUGAAAGAGGCUUUCAUCAAAAACUAAAUGUGCUUGUCAAAGAAAGCCUUCAAUUUGGGUCAAUGUUUUCUAAAUUAGAAGGUUCAUUUUCGGAACUAAACUCAAGUCCACAACCUUCGUCUGAGGUGAUCGUUAAAGCAGAACCAGCCACAGGUGUCAUGGUGAAUGAGGAAGCUUUGACAUUGGAUAUAGCGGAUCAAGAAGAGAAGACCAUGGCAUGUAUUACAGAAGAAUGGAAGCAAUUGGUUGUAAGUGAAGACCCCAAGUUGUACUCUCCAUCUUGUAUGUCCAAGGCCAAGUUGGGUCAAUCGAGUGCGUGUGUAUCACCGCGAGAUGGUAAUAAUAGACAGCUGGACAGAGAAACUUCAAGGAUUCUGGAGAGGUUGGAGGUUCCGAGGCCAUUAAAAGCAAAGACCAUCUCACCUGGUUCAAAUGAAAAUUGGACGAAAAAUACCAGUGUGCCCAUAAAGAAGCCUCUUAUACCAUUUCAGCCAACUCAAGGUACAGAACAAGUCUUUGUCGGUAGCCAGCUAAUAAAACCUAAUUUCCAGAGGCUAAAAAGGAAACACAGAUAAAAAGAAGGCAACUACACGUUUCACGUAAACGUAUCUUCAGAAAGUCGAUAAGGUUAGUCUAUUUCUUUCCUCUUUUGAGUUCUGUUGCAGGUGAUUUUUUUUAUGUAACCUGCUUAAGCUAAUCAUGGAACAAGUUUUAAGGGGCAAGAAGUAUGCAAAUGUCUAAAAAUUAAUGCUCAUUUAAGCUUACUGAACAUAUUAACAGACCUUUGAAUCAUUAUGUCUAUCACUAAACAUAUUAAUAAAAUCACGUCUUUAGAGACUGUUACACUUACAACUGUUAAACAUAAGUGUUCAUGAGUUGGUUUCGAAGGUUUCGAGUUGUUCGACUCAUUCAAACUUUUAUUUUGUUUGGAUAGCUAGUCUUAAUUCGAAAACUACAGACUUGAAACACAGUCUGUCAU
Messenger RNA from Vigna radiata var. radiata (mung bean), 2398 nucleotides. RefSeq lists its product as uncharacterized. The record is from RefSeq and is a predicted model, not a curated record. Bases 33 to 1994 code for a protein of 653 amino acids. NCBI's taxonomy places the organism in Eukaryota, Viridiplantae, Streptophyta, Magnoliopsida, Fabales, Fabaceae. The transcript has 12 exons.